Cylicostephanus goldi is the source of this 231-nucleotide messenger RNA. Lineage: Eukaryota; Metazoa; Nematoda; Chromadorea; Rhabditida; Strongylidae. The record is from the annotation of a GenBank genome assembly.
AUGUCGAAAAGCCAUAUGAAUCUUAAUGGGUUCAUAUGGCUCUUCGUCAAGCUGAGGUAUUUCCUCAGGGUGACUAUCGUUCGUCGAAUAACGGAUAUUACAAGAGAGAUGGAUCUAAUUGUUCAUACCCUUAGCAGCUACCCAGAUGCUGAUGUGAAUCUAAAGAUGGAUGUUGGAAUAGAAGACUGCUUACACAUUGAGUUUGAGUAUAAUAAAAGCAGAUAUGCUGUG